AUGGCACCUUACGAGGCGUUAUAUGGAAGGCGAUGUCGAUCUCCCAUUGGGUGGUUUGAGGCUGGUGAGGCUAAGGUAUUGGGUCCAGAUCUUGUGAAGUCAGCGAUUGACAAGGUUCAAUUAAUUAGGCAAAGAUUGCUAGCAGUCCAAAGUAGACAAAAGGCUUAUGCAGAUAAAAGACAUCGAGAGUUGGAGUUUUUAGUAGGGGAUCAUGUGUUCUUACGAGUAUCACCAAUGAAAGAUGUUUUAAGAUUCGGGAAGAAAGGAAUAUUGAGUCCAAGAUAUAUUGGGCUAUAUGGGAUACUUGCUAGAGUUGGUGUUGUUGCAUAUCGUUUAGCACUUCCACUUGAGUUAUCUUUAGUACAUUCAGUCUUUCAUGUAUCAAUGCUACGAAAGUACAUACCAGACCCUUCACAUGUGCUAAAAGCAUCAAACAUCCGGUUGGACGAGAACUUAACCUAUGAAGAGGAACCAAUGUUUAUAAUGGACAAACAAGUAAGGAAGCUACGUUCGAAAGAGAUGGCGACAGUGAAAGUAGCAUGGAAAAAUCACUCUAGCGAGGAGGCAACAUGGGAAGACGAGAAGGUGAUGCAGCAUAAUCACUGGAAGGAGGGUGGAGCUAUUUCGACGGAAGUACUGUGA
Messenger RNA from Solanum tuberosum (potato), 642 nucleotides. RefSeq lists its product as uncharacterized. The transcript is spliced from 2 exons. The record is from RefSeq and is a predicted model, not a curated record. The coding region runs from base 1 to 642 and encodes 213 amino acids. NCBI's taxonomy places the organism in Eukaryota, Viridiplantae, Streptophyta, Magnoliopsida, Solanales, Solanaceae.